AUGCCCCAAGCCUUACUACCAUCUUCUGCCGCUGCAUUUGCGCCACGCACACCCCCUAGCGUGGUGCUUGAUGCCAAAGUCCCUCAGUGGUUGACAGCGACUCUUAAGCGUGUGAGCCCAGCUAGGCGUCGCUUGAACAACCCCAAACAGCAAACCAAUUGCCUUCUUCAGAUCCUCUCACCACAGAGCGCGACCUGGGCAUUGUGUUCGAUGAUGUUAGAUGGCCUGUUUGGAAUGAUUCACAUAGAGGCCUAUGUCGUGUAUGUCGACAUGGUCUCGCAGAAUGAAGUGGCUUUUAAAUUGACCAAAGAGACCAUUAGUAUCCUGGAGGGCUUCCAUGAAGAGUUUUUGGUUAAUUCAGCAGACCACUACUCAGGGAAGCAAGCUCAUGCGAACGAAUUACAGGAGGAUUUCGUCAAAGCCGUCAACAAGUUCAUAUACCGGACGAAUGCCGAGGCUCUAGAAGGACUACAGGAGAAUGGUUCUGGAGAGCUACUCUGUGGCAACAGUGCGGACGUUAAAGCAGCGAUUUCCCGCCUUUUUGUGCCAAUAGUUCCUUCCCCACCCAUUCCAUAUCCGUACCAUCCACUGCCUGGUAGGACUAUGCUAUGGACGCCUGAAUCUGUCUAUGUGUCCGGAGCUGUCGACGCAUGGAAUACGCAAUCAACUAUCCCAUUGACGAGCAUCACGAAUCAAUACAAUCCAACGCUGGAAAGUACCCUGGAUGUCAGUUAUGCCAGAUCCUUCUCAAUAGAUUUCGUCAGCACAAAGGCGUCGCAAUAUAUUUGCCGCCUGCACCCAUCCGAUUCUUUCGAUAAUCCGAUGGAACCACCCGAGCCAGCUGCACUUUUGUGGUAG
Molecule: messenger RNA, 858 nt
Organism: Penicillium samsonianum
Lineage: Eukaryota; Fungi; Ascomycota; Eurotiomycetes; Eurotiales; Aspergillaceae
Exons: 1
Coding region: 1-858 (285 amino acids)
Source: RefSeq, a predicted model, not a curated record